Molecule: messenger RNA, 2156 nt
Organism: Silurus meridionalis
Lineage: Eukaryota; Metazoa; Chordata; Actinopteri; Siluriformes; Siluridae
Gene: slc10a3
Product: solute carrier family 10 member 3
Exons: 1
Coding region: 715-2088 (457 amino acids)
Biological process (GO): bile acid and bile salt transport
Cellular component (GO): membrane
Molecular function (GO): bile acid:sodium symporter activity
Source: RefSeq, a predicted model, not a curated record
GUUAUUUCUCUGCAUUCUAUUUGUUUAUUUGUUUGUGUUAAUAAGCCUGGUGUUUGUUAGGGGAUGGUGAGAUGGAGUGAUGUUAAACAGUAACGAGGUGAAGAGAAAGAGAGAAAGAGAGGAGGGGUGGCAGGGUGUGGCUAUCAGACGAGUUAAAUACAACGACAUGGCAACCCGACUUUUAUUAUUCCAAUCUGGCAACCCGCUUCGGGAACCUCCUCCGGUUGAGUGAAAGAUCUGCUGGGGUUUGAGAGGAGCAGCGCAGGAAAAUCCCUCAUCUCCUCUCAUCUCAUCACAUCUCCUCAUCAUCUCAUCAUCUCACUCCUUCUCCUUCUCCUCUUCCUGCUGCUAGCGGAGCGCGUGCCUUACCGGAGAGAAGAGAGCCCUCGCGCGUGAUCGAAACCAGGGACUAAAGACGAACCGGACGAACCGGAACCGUGUCCAGACGCGUGUGUGUGUGUGUGUGUGUGUGUGUGUGUGUGCGGUAUAAACCCUAUAGAUAGUAGCGCUGAGAGUGCGAUCAUGCCGCGUGUGUGCUUCAGUGUGUGGGAUUCCAGAUGAACGGAAACAGGGCUGUUUUUGGAAUCAUCUGGGAAUAAUCAGGAAUUUGGAGUGUGACAGUGUGUGUCGUUUUACCAGGGAGCGCCUGGAGGAAAAAAAGGGAGUCCCCUCGGAUUUAUUUUCAUUCUUCACGGGUUCCUUCAGUUCCUCAGGAUGUUUGUCUCCACCAUGUGGAGGAUCUCAGCUGUGUGCUGCCUGCUUCUGUUUCCCACAGCCUUCACGCUCGCGCUCGUCACAGACCCUGGGCUGUCCAACCGAACUGGAGAUCCCUCACAGAGCUACCUGCACAUCGGGGACGGAUCGUCGCUGGAGUUCGAGUUUCCUGAGAACACGAAAGGCGUGAUCGUGAUCUCCAGCCGGCGGCAGAGCUGGAGGCAGACGGUCCGGGUUCGCUCCUUAGAACCGGACGUUCUGUCCAUCUUGAACGUCAGCGACAGUGGCGGCGGCCGAUCCGGCCCUGUGAACAGCUAUGUCAUCAGCAUCCGCUCGGGAUUACCUGGCACGGCUCCGUUACUCAUCCAGCUGCUGGACCUGGAGCACAGCUCUGAGCCGGUUCUGAUCGAGGAGCGGCGGGAUUAUUCCAUCCGGGUGGAGUCUGGUGGAGAUGGAGACGGUUCUACACAGCUUGCUCAUUUCUCAGACAAUCCGGUUCUGUUUGCUUUGCUGCCCCUCAUCUUUGUCAACAAGUGUGCGUUUGGCUGUAAGGUGGAGGUGGAGGUGCUGCGGGAGCUCCUGCGUCGGCCCGUCCCGCUCCUGCUCGGGAUCACGGGGCAGUUCCUGGUGAUGCCCAUGUACGGGUACGCUGUGUCCCGUCUGGCCUUGCUGCCCAAAGCGCUGGCUCUGGGUCUGGUCAUCACGUGUUCGGCGCCAGGCGGAGGAGGCGGAUAUCUGUACAGCUUGUUAUUAGGUGGAGACGUGACCCUGGCCAUCUGCAUGACCUUAGUGUCCACUGUGUUUGCGACGGCGGCCAUGCCUCUCUCAUCGGCGCUCUACGGGCGGAUGCUCGGCGUCCACGCCGGCCUCCACGUGCCCUUCGUGAAGAUCCUGGGCACGCUGCUGUUCAUCGCCAUCCCCAUCUCCCUGGGUGUGUGCGUGAAGCUGCGGUUGCCGGCUCUCACCCGGGUUCUACUCACCCUCAUACGCCCCCUCAGUCUUCUGCUUAUCAUAGGUGGGGUCUUCAUGGCGUAUCAGAUGGGCGCCUCAAUCCUGGCUGACGUACAGCUGAGCAUGGUGCUGGUGGGCAUCACGGUGCCCGUGCUGGGGCUGCUUGUGGGCCUGGGGCUGGCCCGUGUGGCAGGACUCGCUGUGCCCCACAGGAGGACCGUGUCCAUUGAGGUGGGAGUCCAGAAUAGUCUUCUCGCCCUCGCCGUCAUGCAGCUCUCGUUCCGUCGUGCAGAGGCAGACUUCGCUUCUCAGGCACCGUUCAUCAUCGCCCUCAGCAGCACCAGCGAGAUGCUCCUGCUCGUCAUCGUACAUCUCACACACACACGUUUCUGUCACACAAAUGAACACAAUACAGAGACCUGACACACACACACACACACACACACACACACACACACACACACACACACACACAAUACAGAGACCUGACA